AUGACACUACCAGCACCAGAAGGGGACGACGACGACUUUUGGAAGAUUGCUCUAGAGGAGGAACCUACAAGCAACAGAGAGAAGAAUGGAGCGUGGGGCGAUGACGACGAUAGCAACGGUGAUGAUACCAUUGAUGGAUCGAAGCCUGUCGCCUAUCGGCUUCCUACCACCCAGGUAACCCUACAUCUUGAGUCUCUGGCGGCGUCCAAUGGCAUUUGGAGUCCAUUGGGAGCUGAUGCCUGGUAUGCUUCGGCAUUAUUAGCCAGUAUGGUGUUGACCAACAAAAUCCCGAUGCUACCAUCCACCAAGACGGUACUCGAACUUGGGAGUGGCGCCGUGGGAUUGUCAGGAUUGGCAUGUGCCGUUGCAAUGGCUCGGAAAGAAAACAUGGAUGAUCACCAUAGAAUCAUCCUGUCAGACAAUGAUCCUCCCGUUCUGGAGAGACUCAAGCUGAAUGCGGAACGAAAUCUUGAUGCAAUUCUUUCAUCCGCCUCAACACCGGAUGCAUUGUUGGAUAUUCAAGUGCAACAUUUGGACUGGAAUGAAGAGUGCGACGAAUCAUCACCAUUUCGGAAUUCGAUUGAUCUUGUCAUUGGAUCCGAGUUGGUCUAUACCCAAGAGACGGCAGAAGCCUGUUCCAAACUUUUAAAACAGCUACUACUAAACAACAACCAACGCGUCGAUAUUUGGGUGGUUCAAGUCACGGAUCGAUACGGGUGGUUGGAUGUCGUGGUGCCUCGCUUGAAAUCUUUGCAGCAUGUAUCGGUUGUUUCGGUUCCAAUUUCUAGUGACACUCACGAAUUGGCAGCUUCUAUGAUUCCAACGGGUGGUAUCUUGGACCGAUAUGCCUAUGGUGCCUUUCAUAUUCAGAGACAAACAAGCGGACUUGAUUCUUGA
Messenger RNA from Cylindrotheca closterium, 897 nucleotides. The record is from the annotation of a GenBank genome assembly. NCBI's taxonomy places the organism in Eukaryota, Bacillariophyta, Bacillariophyceae, Bacillariales, Bacillariaceae.